AGAAUGAAAGGGGAAGUGCCACUUUAACACAAGUACAGCUAAGGAUGACUUAAUCCUGUCUUAUUCAUAGCUUUACAAGUACAAGGUCCAGAGGCGGUGGUGGUGGUAUGAAGGGAGAAUGAGGCCUUAUGAUGCUUUACCCAACCUGAUGCCCUCCAGAUCUCGAGUUCUUCGACUUCGGCAAACAUCAUUGGCGUGUUCGCGAGUAUGAGGACCAGAGAUUAAUUGGAAUUAGUGACUGCUUUCGGGCACGGACGACGUGAAUCAUUCGCAUUUAUUUAUUUAUUUAUUUGCCCGUCGAAACGAAGGUUGGUGGGACGAGGGUGAUGGAGCUUACCUCGUGAACUUUCCUACCAGCCCGGCGCUAGACGAGGACCAAAAGAAGGGAGGAAAAAGAAGAAUCUCGCCCCAGAGGAUGCUGACUGAAACCAAGAUGUUAUACGAGAUUCAGCUGUGGUGCUGUCAAUGGGGGGGAAAAUCACAUUUAUUUUUUCUGUUCAUACUCAGCCUUCUGUGCAUACAGAUUUCAGCUCAAGAGUGCUCAGAGUGUCGUAUGGUGCUGUCCAAUCCCACAGGAAUUUUUACCUCUCCUUGCUUCCCUAAUAAUUAUCCCAACAAUCAAGCAUGCAAGUGGACCAUCAGGGCUCCUUCUGGAUACAUCAUUCAGACGACAUUUGUUGAUUUUGAUAUUGAAGAAGCUUCUGGUUGCAAAUACGAUCAUGUGUCUUUGGACACUGGAGACAAAAAAGAUUCCUAUUGUGGUAUGACUGCCAAAGGUUUAUCAUUUAACUCAUCUAGGAAUGAAAUGAUUGUAUCUUUUACAAGUGACUUUAGCAUUCAAAAAAAAGGCUUCAGUGCCACUUAUACUCGAAUUGCUGUAUCUUUGAAGAAUCAAAAGGUUGUCAUUCCGCAAUUUUUAGAUUCUGAGUCUGUGUCUUUGGCAAAUUCUAUCCAUGUCCCAGAACUUAAUCAGUUUACCCUAUGCUUUGAAGCAAGAGAAAACAACAGUAAUAACUAUGAAUGGAAGGCUUUCUCCUACGGUGAUUCAUCUGUGGAAUUCUUCAGUUUUGGCAAAACAGAAAAGGGGCACUUCAUUUUUAUCUCAGACUCACAGUGUUUUUUAAACGAUGCUCUUGACAUUGGUCCAGGUGACAACAUUUUCACAGAAACAUUUGAAGAGCUUUGCCUUGUGUGGGAUAGCUCAUCAGGCAUAGUAGGGAUAAAUAUUAAAGAGACAUAUAAAACAGUCCAUUGCUUAGAUACUUAUGGAAAAGUGAUUCCGGGUGAUGGAAAAUUGGUCCUGGGUUCUAACAGAGAAGACAUAAACCCUCUACCUGGAGAUAUGUACAACUUCCGGCUUUGGAAUUUUACAAUGAAUUCCCAAUCACUUUUCAAUCUCACCUGUGAUGACAAAGGUAACAUUAUUGACUGGGAAAAUGAUUUCUGGAGUAUUCCAACAACAUUUCUAAAAGCGGAGAACAACUUGAGUUGUGGUUCAUAUCUCGUCCUCUUGCCGACAGUUGAACCAACUAGCUGUGCCACUACAGGAAGCCUUUGCCGAGCUACUGUAAGUUCAACCACUCCAUCACCCACUGUUACCACUAACAUGCCUGAUACUAACAGAACCGAUAAAAUAAUGGAUGGUAGAUUAUACUACAGAAUUGACUUUACCGUAUACAGAAUUAAAGAAGAUGCAGAGCCAAACAUUCAGAAUGUAAUUAGAGAAUGGUUAAUUCAGACCAUGGGGACCUGGAAUUAUAAUGUAUGUGUGGUUGAUGUAAGUGUUGAACCAAGUUCAACAAAAAAUGCAGCAAGAGGAAAGAGAAGUGUUAAUCAAAG
Molecule: messenger RNA, 1839 nt
Organism: Thamnophis sirtalis
Lineage: Eukaryota; Metazoa; Chordata; Lepidosauria; Squamata; Natricidae
Source: RefSeq, a predicted model, not a curated record